CGAAGCCCUCUUGGCUCUGAGAAUUUCCUCUCCGCUAUUCUCCGCCCUCUGGGGCUUUAAAACCCUACACCAAGAAAGGUAAAUGGCCCACGAAAUCCUCCACCAAACCCUAGAAAUCUCCGAAGAUCGGGCCUCCGGCGAGCGAUCGGCGGCGGAUUCCGGCGAUCCUGCCCUCUCGCGGACCGCCUCCUCCAGCCGCCUCAACGCCAAGGCGCCCGAGUUUGUCCCCCGGUCGGCGGCCGCGGAUCGGAUCGAUGCCCGCAAGCCGCGGGUGGUGCCGAUCCACCACGGCCCGACGCCGGUGAUGCAGGUCUACCACCCAGCGCCGCCGAGCCCGACGUUUUUUGCUCCGGUGCCGGGCUCGUUCGAGUACUAUGGUGGUGGAGGGGGUGCGGGGUUUGGGGAGCAGGAGACGGUUCCGGGUCCGGCCGAUCUGGAUCCUGCUCCGCCGGCAAGGGAGGGACUCUCGGAAGAAGUUAUUCAGAAGAUUACGAAGCAGGUGGAGUAUUAUUUCAGUGAUGUAAACUUGGCUACCACUGAACACCUGAUGAGGUUCAUUAGUAAAGAUCCAGAGGGAUUUGUGCCAAUAUCCGUCAUUGCAGCAUUUAAGAAAAUCAAAGCCCUGGUUCACAACAACUCUCUGCUGGCUAUGGCUCUCCGGACAUCAUCAAAACUUGUCGUUAGUGAUGAUGGAAAGAAAGUUAGACGUCAACAGCCUUUUACUGAACUAGAUAUGGAAGAAUUGCAGUCACGCAUUGUUGUGGCUGAAAAUCUACCUGAGGAUCAUUGUUACCAAAACCUCAUGAAGGUUUUCUCUGCAGUCGGGAGUGUAAAUACAAUCCGGACAUGCUAUCCUCAGACCUCAAAUGGCACAACUGCUCAAACUAACAAACCAACGAAGCUUGAUAUGCUUUUUGGCAACAGGUUGCAUGCAUUUGUCGAGUACGAGACUGUUGAGGAUGCUGAGAAAGCAGUUUCUGAACUUAAUGAUGAGAGGAACUGGAGAAGUGGGCUCCGAGUUCGUUUGCUGCUUAAAUGCAUGACAAAACAUGGGCCAGGUCGAGGGAGAAAGGGGCAUGAAGGUGAUAUUGAUGGAGAGGAUGAUGUCUCCACAUCUAACAUGCCAAAUGAGAAGCAGGUGGAAGAUCCUUCUCAAAUAUCUGAGGCAUCACAUGAGCAUGUGGGUGAGGCUCUUCUCAAUGAAAAGGAUGGUGGUUUGAGACGAGGAAGAGGUCGGGGCUGGGGAGGGAGGGGUCGAGGACGUGGCCAGUACAACAGUAAUCGUAAUGGUAGUCAUAUGGUUGGCACACCACCCUCGAGCCAUCCUAUCCACACUGAACAACCUGUGAUGGCUAACAAGCAACCUCCUGGUCCUCGCAUGCCAGAUGGGACAAGAGGAUUCACCAUGGGUCGGGGAAAGCUGGUAACCCCUGCCAGUAUGGUUUAAGGACUACUCUAUAAAUAGUUCCUCCGUGAAAAAUAUGUUUGGUGUGUUGUUGAUAGAAAGGUGUUGUAGUGCUAUUGUAGCUCUGGCAUUGGUUUUGGUAAAUGCCUUGGACUUGCUGAUUAGACUUAAAGUCGGGCCCCUACAUUUCUACCUCUUGGGAGUUUUUUCCUUUUUUUUUUCUUGGGGUUUCUGAACUCAUGGUGCAGAUCCAGUGUUUGUAUUUUGUUUUGUUCUUUUACCUCCUUUAAUUGGUAGUUCUGGUAUAUACAUAUAUAUAAAAAGAUCAAGGUGAUUCAGGACCGUAAAUCUUAGCGCAAUAUCUGGUACAUAAUGUAUGCUGGAUUUGCCUUUGUCAUGGUUCUAUGCAAUAAAACUAUGUUGCGAGUCAGUCUCAAAGGACAUCCUUGUGUGUGUUUCUGGACCUACUAAAAAUUGAUAGUAUAUGGUGGAU
Molecule: messenger RNA, 1898 nt
Organism: Elaeis guineensis (African oil palm)
Lineage: Eukaryota; Viridiplantae; Streptophyta; Magnoliopsida; Arecales; Arecaceae
Product: la-related protein 6B
Biological process (GO): RNA processing
Cellular component (GO): ribonucleoprotein complex; nucleus
Molecular function (GO): mRNA binding
Source: RefSeq, a predicted model, not a curated record